AUGGCUGAUGGAGGUUCUUCCGCUUUGGCUUAUGAGACUGAACCCCGUGGAUUUGUAACCGAGGCAAUGCAAGAGGAAAACAUUAAUGUGGUUAGUUUGGGAUUAUAUACACAGCAUGGGAUUGUACCAAUAUUUGAUAGCAGCGACAGUCUGGAAGCUAAAAAGAACGGAAGCAAUAUGAAGAUUCAGCACACAAGUCUGACAGAUGGAGCAACACGGUUUCCAAAGCUAGAAGAAUGUGCUCACUUUCAUUAUGAUUUUGUUGAAUUGGGACAACUGCAACUGCAGUUGUGUGAAGAAGAUCAAGAGAAUUACCAUCACCAAGAAUACGAGCAGGGCGAGUACCAGUUCAUGCUGCGUGUUAUGUCCAAGGACAAGACAUGGAAUAUCCGGCGUAGCUAUGAAAACUUCAGAAUGCUUGACAAACAGCUGCACAAGUGCAUCUUUGAUCGUCGCUUCAGCCACCUGCCAGAACUUGAAAGUCAAGAUGAUCUCCUGAACAUCAAUGAAGCAGAACUACAAGAAUUGCUCCAAAAAUAUCUGGAACGAUUCUCAUCCAUAGCAGGCAGUAUGAUUUACUGCGGGUCCAUUCUCAAUUGGCUUGAGAUGGACAAUCGUGGAAAUCGUCUGCUGGCUGUGGAUGAUUCUGGUAUUAACACCCCUGCCAUUGCUGCUGCUCAUGCAAUCAGACGCUACAAUGCACAAGCUGCUGAUGAGAUCUCUUUGGAGAUUGGUGAUAUAGUAUCUGUGAUAGACAAGCCACCACCUGAGGAUACCAUGUGGUGGAGAGGAAAACGUGGCUUUGAAGUUGGAUUUUUUCCUGGCGAAUGUGUUGAAUUGAUUGGAGACAAGGUGCCUCAAUCUAUGGCUUCAAGGAUUCCUCCGCCCUCUCGAAAACCAUCAUCCGGGCCUGUGAAGCGAGGUAGCACUUGGAACGAGGGAGCAUCAGGCUCGGCAGCUACACCCAAUCCAUCUUCUGACACAGUUCUUCGCAAACACAGCAAACUUAUCAGCUUCCUUCAACGUUUCUUCUUCACUCGGCCAGCCCGCAACCAGCUGAAACGUUCUGGCAUUGUGAAAGAGCGAGUGUUUGGUUGUGAUCUUGGCGAACACCUACUCAACUCAGGCCAUGAUGUUCCGUUGGUUCUGAAGUGUUGCGCUGAAGUGAUUGAGAAACAUGGUAUUGUUGAUGGUAUCUACAGAUUGUCUGGUAUCAAUUCAAACAUUCAAAAACUCAGACAUGCUUUUGAUGAAGACCGCGUGCCAAAUCUGGCUGAUGAAACUUAUUUGCAAGACAUCCACAGUAUUAGCUCUCUUCUCAAAAUGUACUUUCGUGAAUUGCCAAAUCCUCUUCUUACAUACCAACUUUACGACAAGUUUGCUAAAGCUGUCCAAGAUGAAGAUAAACUUCACCUUAUUCAUGAUGUUGUACAGCAGCUUCCUCCUCCGCAUUACAGAACAACUGAAUACCUCAUUCGACAUCUUGCGCGUGUUGCUGGACAUGGACGUGACACUGGAAUGCAUUCCAAAAAUCUUGCCAUUGUGUGGGCACCAAACCUCCUGAGGUCUAAAGAAUUGGAGCUUGGAGGUGGUGUUGCUGCUCUUCAAGGGGUAAGCAUUCAAGCAGUUGUAACAGAGUUCCUCAUUUGUUAUGCAGACCUCAUUUUUAGUGACAAGAUGCCUUCAUAUUCUUCUCCAGAACUAAGACAGUCACAAAAGAAGCCACGUCCAAAAUCUUUAGCAAUUUCUACACCCACACGGUUGUUGACAUUGGAGGAAGCUAGGGAGCGAGCAUUAUCAUCACAUAAUGUACCAGCUCAGAAGUAUAUAGAUGUUGGUGGAGGUCCAGAAAAACUGCCUCCAAAAUAUCACACUGUUUUGGACUUACCAGGCUACAAGAAGAAAACUCGGGAACCUGGCAGCAUGACCACUUUGGUUAAGCCCAAAAAGUCUCCAGUAAGUGGUUGGAAGUCCUUCUUCAGUAAAUCUCGUUCUAGUAGUGUCAAGCAGAAGGCACGGAAAUCCAGCCUGCAAGGGCUGAUCUAUGACACUGAUGGUGCUGGUAGUGUUAGCACAAUGGAACGCAAAGCUAUUACAGAAGAAGACGUACAUAAUUGGAAGAAGCGCCGUUUACGCAGUGCUAAAAGUGCCGAGUCUUUGUUAUCUUUGUCCAGUCACAAGAACAGUAUAAGCAGUGCCAGUAGUAGUGCUCGUAAUUCCAGAGGAUUAAUUGAGUCUGACUUAGUUGUUAAUCUCUAUUCUGGAGAUGAUCGCAGCAGAGUACGUCAGCACAAACGUUCUCUAUCAUCUGAUGCCUCUACGGUUCUACUACAUCAUGAAGUACUGCCACUUCAUGACCGAACUAACAGUGAUAUCACGCACUCUGCUGUUGCUGUUGAUUUUAAUCCCCUCAACCGUGAUGAUGAUGAUGAUGAUGAAUCUUCUGUGUCUUCUGAUGACUCUUCUGAUGAAAAUGAGGUUCCUCCACAACUGAAUGAUGUUCAUGGUCAGACACGUCAAUCCUUUAUCCGUGGUGAUUCAACUAGACGUGCCAUUGCCCACCGAAAGACAUCCUCAGCACCAUCAACACCACAACAGCAGAAUCGACAGGAAUCAUCUGACAAUCAAAUGAGACUGAGUCACUGUGAAAGUGAUGAGGAUGAUAACAGUACUAAAAAGAACAGUAGCAGUGAUGAGCUAAACAUCUUUAAAGGAAAACUUGUUAAAUCUGUAGAAUUUGUUGAACCCCUUGACCUUUCUAUGUCUUUCUUGAUAUCAAAAUCUGAAGAUUCACUUGCUUCACGUCGAGGUUCCUCUGCAUUAGAGAAAGAGAUAACAUAUGAACUGAGUCAGUUGGGUAAAAGUGAACCCCACAUGUCAGGCGUCAAACACCGACAGGCCUACUACUCUCGAGUACAUGAUUAUGCUGAAAUUGAUGAGAGUCAAAUAUCAGCCCCUAAUAAUGUGCUUGAAAAGGCCAAACUGUGUCCAUGUGCUAUGAAGGAGGAGCAGGAAGAAGCUGCCAACUCUAACAUAGUUAGUAAACCUGAAUUGAGUAAGCAGUUUACGUCUCCACUCCACAGUCCUACCGCCAUUGUUUUCACUCCUACUCAAAAAAUUGAAGUUUGUAAGAAUAAAGAAAUAGACCCUGGAUUGACUCCAGCUUCAAAUGACUCCUCUCCAGAGCACACAACACAGCUACGCUCUGAUUUACUCUCGGAGAUUGCCAAACUAGAAGAUAGUAUAUCACCAAUCAGUUAUUUACAAAAGGAAGAAAUGUCUAAAUGUUUAAGCGUUCCCUCUGAUAUAGGCAAGUCACUAGAGAAUGUCAACUUAGGCAGUCAAUCUGACCUGAUGUCUGGUGUUAGCAUCAGUGAGCUCUCUCAGUCCAUUGACAGUAUUUCUGUCAAUGAUAGUAUGGAUCUUGAUCUGAGCACCAUUACGGGGAAUUAUUCUGAUUCAAAAACACUCAAUAUUUGCAAGGAAAUCAACAAGGCCUUUUCAAGCUGCAAUACAAAAAUGUUUGAGACACAAGAGAAAGGACGAUCCACUUCAGAUCUUCGUAGCUCAUAUCAGGAACCAAAACAAGGUGAAUAUGAUUUAAAAAAUUCUAAAUUGAAGCAAGGCAGAAGUUCUCUCAAUGAAAAAAGCAGUAAUUAUGCAAAUACAAAAAUUGAAGCCAUGAAAAAGUCACUUGUAGGUCAGGAAUGUCAACCAAGUCAUCUCAGCUCAUCAGUGAGUGAUAACUGCGUGAGGCGUGAAAACAAGGCCAAAAUGGAACCAGCCAAACGCUAUUCCCAUCACAUCAUUGACAAGCCCAAGCCUGAGAGUGCUAAUCCUUUGUUUAUAGUGGAGAGUCCACCUAGUUUCACUAGUUUGGAUAAUUUCACUCAAAUGCUGCAAUUCUAUGCUCCAGCUGAAGUGCAGCAUAUGAUGUCAGAAUCUUCUGAUUAUUGGAAUCGGAAAACUAGUGGCCGAAGCACUAACUCAGCCCUUGAGGAUGAAGGCAAUGGCGGACAAUCAAAGCCUCAUAUAUCUCAUCAACUAUCACCAUCCAGUGUCUGCAAGUACCACAAUGAACUUUCUCCUCUUGAUAUUGAUUUUACUCAAUUUGGCUCCAAAGAACCUACACCAGUUAGUAGUCCAAGUACAGUUUGUAAAAGUCCCAACCUUUGGCCAUUGAGUGACAUAGACAUUUUGGAUGACAGUAACAAGAAUGUGUGGAAAAGAAAAAGUGAUACAUUUGGGCAUAAAAGUUCCAGCUCAAGUUCAUUAGACGGAAUCCCACAAAAAUCACUUUCUUUGGCUGAUACUGGUGAAGAUAAUAUGAUGGUCCGCUCUUUGCCUGCUGGCACAUCCAUUACUGACCCCAUUGCUGAACUGAACUUUCUGACAUCAAGUGAUUCAAAUUCUUCCAAAAAUAGAACAUGCAGUGAAGGUAGUCUUUUGCCUUGCAAAACCCAAAGCAUUUCCCAAACACAGAAACAGUACCCAUUUUCAACACAGAUGACUAAUUCUUCUCCACCUCCAUUAUCAUUAAGACGAUGGGAAAGUAUGGAGGUUCCACCAUCUCUUGAUUCUACCAUGGUGUUCUCCCCAUCAGCUGUCAUUAGUACAUCUCAUUCUGAUUCUGAAUUCCUAACAUUGGGCCUGACACCAGACCAAAAUCAUUCCAUGCUACAGUCUGAAAGAGAUUCCUGUGAGACCCUCAUUUCAUCCCCAUCAUCUCCUUUUAGUAGUAAAAAUUACCAGAUACUUUAUGGGACUCUUCAGAGCUGUGCUGCUCGACCUAUGCAGUCUUGCAUUCCAGACCUGGACAAUAUUAUGAACAUGUCCAGAGAAGAGAUAUCUAAUGCUGAGAAACUAAUCCUGUCUGAAGAAGAGAAAGCACGACUUCAACAGACUGUUGGAGACUGUAGCAAGAAAGUACCAUUGGCCAGUCCAGAAAUAUCAACAGUCAGUGACCAGUCUGAUGUUUGCAGUGACAAGAAACAAACAGAUUCUAUGAGUGAAUCCAGAAGUCGGGAAAAACUCAUCCAAAAUCAAACCUCACUAAAAAAAUCACGGACUGACUCAGCUCUUGGACAAUCCCGACAGAAAGCACCACCAAGAAGUGAACUGUCUGACUCUCAGCUCACAAGCAAGAAGUCAGCUAAUGUUCCAAAAAGCCCUACCAAGAGUUCAAGUGAAAAAGAUGGAAUUGACAAACUGCAGCGUUCGUUUAUUACAGAUUGUCUGGAAUCUGCUGUUGGCAGAAUUCCAGAAUCUGUGGCAAAAGAACCACAGUUGAUGCCUGAGAAGCAAGGAGUUACAUCAGCAAAUAAAGAAAAAAAAUUACCUGACUCUAAAAAGUAUUAUUCUAGUCCAGUCAUCAGUGAGGUUUUAACUGGCAAUCAAAAUAAAUCCUACAACUGGACAGGUACCAAGUCAAAAUCAUUCCCUGUUUCCCAGCUGAACAGUGACCAGUAUCAGAUAUCUCCUCCUGAAGAUGAUGUGUUGAUUCAAAUUCGGCCGACUCUGAAGAGGCCUGUUUCACCAAGAAGACGGCUUAUUGAAAAAAUGAAACAGGAUGCCCAACGCCGAGAAGCAGCUCAGAAGGAUAUGGUAGAGCCGUCAUCUGGAGAAAAAGCCCCCUCAUUGUCAGUGCCAUCUUUGGCCACUGAUGAGAACAGCAAGCAAGCAAACAAUUUGGCCAAGGUUAGACAGUCAUCAGAAUUGCAGACACAAGCAGAAGGAACAAAUGAUUCUUUGAAGGCUCGUUCAUUGGACAGUCUGUUGACUCAGCUCAAACCAAAAUCAGGAGAUCAAGAAAAGUCACUGAAGGAGAAAGACACAUUUGAUUGGGUCAUGUCAUCUGGCAGUUCAGAUAUCCCCAAAGCCAACAGCAAGGCAUCAUCUGUAGCAGCCACAUCAUCAGACAUGGAUGUGGUUCAAGACAUGGAAAUGACUGAUAAUGUGUUCACUGAUGAUGCUGCAGUGGAUUUGCGGAACAGCAAAAAGCAAUCGAAGGCUGGUCAGAAAUGUGCAUCCAACAUCUGCCAGAGUGUCAAAGACACAACCAACAAUCGAUCGUCAUUAGAUGAGUCUAUAUUACAGGUGGCUGCAGAGCGCCAUAAUGCUUAUGAAGGCUUUGGAAAAAACCCCAAUGGCACUCAACAAUAUGACACUGGCUCUCUCAGACACCCGAAAGCCAGGAAGCUGCAAAAUUUAAAAGAAUUUUUUGAACAUGAGGAACUCAAAAACAGGCCUGGUUAUGCUCGUCCAUUGACAUCAUCUACAUCCAGCCAAAAUUCUCCAAACUGUCCAAAAUAUCAAAGAUAUUCUUCAAAAGAAGAAGAGAAAAAAGAAGCUGCAAAACAACCUGUAUCUUCACCAUCUCACAUAUUACGAAAUACCCACCACCGAUCACGUUCACGGGAACGUAAAGACACAAAGCAGGGUGGUUAUUGUAAAGACUCACCCAGCACUCAUUCUCGGAGUCCAACACCCAGUGGGCGCAAGCCAGCCGCGCUUGAAAAAUGGCAAAGAGCAGAAUCUCAUGAGCGUGACGGCAAGCAGACAUGGGAGAUGGGCGUCGAUUAUGUGCAAGGCAAGAGUCUGAAGUCAGAUCUUUCCACUGCUUUAGCAGCUGCUACCAAACCACCUCCCCACAGUGGCAGUUCACGCACACGUACCUGGAGUGAAUCUUCAGCAAGUGAUGCUGACAUCAAGAGUCCACCCUCUCAGCGUGCAAAAGAUGAACGGCGAAAACGUAGCACAAGUGCUGAGUACUUCAAAUCUGUGCGACCAGUAGAUCAGUCUGCAAAAAGUGACACAAGUGAUUCCGAGGGCAAACUUUCAUUUUUGGAAAUGGAGAUUAUUGGAGAAGAGCAACUCCCUGGACACAAGCGCAGGGGCAGCAUUAAAGAUUUGAGAAACUAUUUUGAAGCUAAGCAGGUAUGUGGGGAAGAAAAAAAAAUAUCCUGCUCAGCAUCUUCUGCAGAUACUACCAGUGCAUCCACAUACACAAUUAACAACAGUAAUUUAAUGACUUUGUCAUGUACUUCUCUAUCAACUGAAUCAACUCAAACCAGCAGUCCACGCCAAGUGCCGAGAUCAAGGGUUAAAAGUCUGUCUCCUGUAUGUGGACAAAGCGAACUGAAAUCAGACUCUGAUUUGGCACAUAAGGGGAGCAGCCGAUUUAGUCUGGACUUCAGCAGCUAUACAUCUCGGCCUCAUGUAGAAGGCAUUGUGAGGCCACAACCUGUUCGAUUAGGGCCCAAACCAUUCUAUGGUGCCAAAACUUGA
Messenger RNA from Acanthosepion pharaonis, 7287 nucleotides. The record is from the annotation of a GenBank genome assembly. NCBI's taxonomy places the organism in Eukaryota, Metazoa, Mollusca, Cephalopoda, Sepiida, Sepiidae.